Xenopus laevis (African clawed frog) is the source of this 6397-nucleotide messenger RNA. RefSeq names its product bridging integrator 1 L homeolog (gene bin1.L). The transcript is spliced from 21 exons. Gene Ontology annotation, molecular function: tau protein binding; phospholipid binding. The record is from RefSeq and is a predicted model, not a curated record. Gene Ontology annotation, cellular component: nucleus; endosome; membrane. The coding region runs from base 167 to 2050 and encodes 627 amino acids. Lineage: Eukaryota; Metazoa; Chordata; Amphibia; Anura; Pipidae. Gene Ontology annotation, biological process: endocytosis; establishment of localization in cell; vesicle-mediated transport.
CUUUAAGGAAUUUCCUCUCAUCCCUGCACGUAAUGUCAUUUUAAAAGGCGGGGCCAGCGGAGUCAGCCUGUCAGGAGGGUGUAUAUCCAUUGUUUCUACCAAGGGCUUUUUCCUCUCUCUCCGAUCUGAUUAUUUUACGGGCAGCUCCGGCUUAAGGGAAGGCAAGAUGGCUGAGCUCGGGAAGGGAGUGUCUGCGGGCAAAAUAGCCAGCAACAUGCAGAAGAAACUCACCCGGGCCCAAGAGAAGGUACUUCAGAAACUGGGAAAAGCCGAUGAAACGAAGGAUGAGCAGUUUGAGCAGUGUGUGCAGAACUUUAAUAAACAGCUGACAGAAGGUUCCAAACUCCAGAAGGAUCUCAGAGCCUAUUUGGCAUCAGUAAAAGCAAUGCAUGAGGCCUCCAAGAAACUGACAGAAUGUUUGUUGGAUGUCUAUGAGCCGGACUGGCCAGGGAGGGAAGAGACUAACAAAAUUGCAGAGAAUAAUGACCUGCUCUGGACUGAUUAUCAUGAGAAGCUGGUGGAUCAGGCCCUGCUCACAAUGGAUACCUACCUCGGCCAGUUCCCUGAUAUUAAGUCACGCAUCGCUAAGCGCGGGAGGAAACUGGUAGAUUACGACAGCGCCCGGCAUCACUUUGAAUCCCUACAAAAUGCGAAAAAGAAGGACGAAACGAAAAUCGCCAAGCCGGUGUCGUUGCUUGAGAAGGCUGCCCCUCAGUGGUGCCAGGGAAAAAUCCAGGCCCAUCUUGUAGCUCAAACUAAUCUGCUGCGAAACCAGGCCGAGGAGGAGUUGCUAAAAACCCAGAAAGUGUUUGAAGAGAUGAACGUUGAUUUACAGGAGGAGCUGCCUUCUCUGUGGAAUAGCCGUGUUGGUUUCUAUGUCAACACAUUCCAGAGUGUCGCUGGGCUGGAAGAGAAUUUCCAUAAGGAGAUGGGCAAGCUGCACCAGAACCUCAAUGAAGUGAUGGUGAAUUUGGAAUCAGAACAAGGAAACCUCUCAACAAACUCCUCCAACAUUAAAGUUCAGCCAAGAAAGAAAAUGAACUUGUUCUCCCGCCUGAGGAUAAAGAAGGGCAGUGAAACAACACCCACGAAAACGAACAAGAGCCCAUCUCCACCUGCUUUCGAUGGACCACCAGCUGUCUCUGAAACAAAGAAUGUCAACCAUGAUUUUGAAGCACCUUCUGCAGCUGCUGAGGAGACACCAGCUUUGGCCAUAUCCAAGUCACCUUCACAGCUGAGGAGAGGCCCUCCAGUUCCGCCUCCACCAAAGCUCACGCCAUCCAAGGAUAUCAAGCAAGAGAAUAUAAUCAGUCUGUUUGAUGACAAUUUUGUGCCAGAGAUAAGUGUGACCACGCCUUCACAGUUUGAGGUUACCUGGCCUCAGACUCAGGAGCCCAGCUUGCUAGACCUGGAUUUUGAUCCCCUUAAGCCUGAUUCCGGUACGGGGGUUUCAGCGAGUGCCCAGUCGCUGCCGUGGGAUUUGUGGGAGAGCUCGUCAGGCAAUGUGGACCAGUCUCAAGGAGGAAACCCUAGUGAUAGCUCUUUUGUUGUUGACUGGUCCUGUCAGCCAGACGAGGAUGAGUCCAGCCAACCAGUGGAACCGGCCCCAGUCCCCGUGCCUGUAAAUGAACCGGCCAAGAAGGAAACUGAAGUCAAAUUUGAAUCUUCUCCAUCUGAAGAGGUGUCUGAUAAGUCCCCGAGCUCUCUUCCUGCUGUGGUGGUGGAAACCUUUUCUGCCACAGUCAAUGGUACUGUGGAGUCCAGUCCUCCAAAAGCAGAGAUGCCCCCUGGCUUCUUGUAUAAGGUCAGAGCCCAACAUGAUUAUGUUGCAACUGAUGGCGACGAAUUAAACUUGAAAGCCGGCGACUUGGUUCUGGUGACUCAGUUUGAAAAUCCAGAUGAGCAAAAUAAAAAGUUGGAAGGCGUAUUUAGCAAUAAAAAGGAUGACGGCUGGCUCAUGGGAAUUAAAGAGACGGACUGGCUGCAGAACAAGCCAUAUGAACAGCACAGAGGGGUCUUCCCAGAGAACUUUACAGAUAAGAACCUGUGAGAAGAGAGAGGACUCCUUUCUCCAUGUGAUUUCAAGCUAAUUUUCUGUGAAAAUGAAGAACACCUGCCCUAUAAACAAAGUGAAAAGGAAUCUUUAUCCUAAGUGUCCACUUAAAGGUCCAGUUUUCUUACAGAUCUAAAGUUGCAAAUUAGAAUCCGUCCCGUUGUCAGGAACGGUGAAACGUUUAGUUCCUAUCCCACAGCUGAGCAACCAUAACUUCAGAUUUACCUGAUCCAAAAACAAACAAACACCUGAACUGUAUAAAGAGCAGGAAAUGCACCAUAUUAGGACAGUCUCAACACCCGGUCUGUAACAAAUGUAAUGCACUGACUAGCUAAUCUCUUGGUGUUCUCAUAGAGGUAGGAUUACUCAUGGUACCGUACAUGGGCUGCAUUAGACUGUCAUUACUCCAUAAAUAAGUACAGUCAGGUGCAAUAUUUUCCCCUUCAAAUGUUGGUGGUUGUUUCUGUAAUCUUCGGCAUCCUCUAGACAAGAUUAGGGUGGUUCCUGUGGGUGCCACGUUGACACGUUGUAUUGUUUUCUGUCUCAUGCAAGAAAUUGUCGGUUUUUGGCUUGUUAAUCGUUACUCUUUGAGACUUGAAAUCUAACAAUAUUAUAUUUCAUCUUGUCGUUGGCUGGUUAGUAUUGGACUUUAACAUUAAACAUUUGUCCACCAGUGCUCUUCUCCAAUGUGUAUCAAAUUGCUGUGAAGGCUCCGUUUUUAUAGCCAUUUCAUAUUAAAUCCCAUUCUUGUGCUCAUCAAUGUUCCACAAGCCGCGUUCACAACUUGCCCCUUUAAAUACAGACACCUAUGUGCUGCAUUUACUUUCCCUGUUAUGGAGCUGCUGCAUCUUUGAGGCACCUAAAUCAGUUGCAAUGGUAAUUUGAUUUCCCUGGCUGCUUAAAUACUUGAGUUAUUAAAAGCCCCUAUCUCUUGAUAAGUUUGUCCAUUAGAACUCUUGUAUGGGAUCAUUAGAGACUGUGCCAUUUUGCUUUUAGAUGGAGCCUACAUUGUGCCCAUUUAAUUUGGAUUUUUAUUUGGGCCAGAGUUUUAAUAACUGCGGCAUAAAUAUAGAAGAUAAUGAUAGUCUCUAAGGUCCAGACACGGCUGGCCCUCUGAGUAUAUGAGACUGGGGGGCUGUACAUUAAAAGAACCAAUAAUAAAAAGCUAAACCACAUCAUUUAGUCUUUGAAUCCAAAUAAUAAUUUAUAAUAUAGAAGAUAAAAUUCAUCAUAUUCUGUUUAUUUACAGCUAUUGAGUAUUAGAAACAGAAGAUCAAACAUUUCCCAGAGGGUUUAAUACCCUCUCCACCCUUACCCUCUACAUUCAGAAUCUGAAAUUUCAAAUUAAAGGUAGCAGUAGGUAGCAAGUUAGUUUUUUUUUUAUUGUUUGUGUUUUUGUUGACUUUGGAAAUAGAAUUGUGGUUUUAUAAUGUGACAGUGAGUUCUUUGAGAUAACUGUGUAUGGUUUAGGCAAGGGAUAUGAAUGUGUAGUUGCUAGCAGCAGAGCCUCACCAUAGAACAUAGCCAUUUCCUGAAUAAUUCUAGUAUUGUUUUUUUUCCACAUAACCGCUAUAAAUAGUGAUACUGACAGAAUGAAGGACUGCAUUGGAUAUAGUGGAUAUAGGUAUUGACAAUGCUGCAUUAGCUAAUGGAUGAUGGCUUGUUAAAUGGAAAUUUAUACUUUUGUGUUUAAUCCUAUUUACUUUUUUUUAUUUAAAUAUAACCUAAAAUAAAUUUAAAAAAACAUAGGUUCCACCUAAAUUGUACUAAAUUGUUUUUUGCUGGUUCACUAAAGUAGGCAGGCUUCCUCCCACAUGUAUAAAUACAAAUACACAGUUGAGGAAUUUGCUCAGCACACAAUAUAUAUAGUCUAUGCCCUCAGACUAUUAAGUUUAACAAUAUGGCAGCUCUGACUUAUGUGUGUAAAUAACAUUAAAAUUAAAAGGUAUGUUCUGUAAUAAGAAAAAGCCGCAGUGUACGGUCUAAGGGAAACCAUAAAGAAUGAAGACGUGAAAUUCUUAUUUAUAAGCGUUUAUCUUUUACGCAUGUUCCUUCCACUGUACCAUAAAUUGUCCUAUUGCAUUUUAUAGAGCAGGGUAAGUAGCUAUGCUGGCAUAGUUUCAUGGUUUCAUAUAUUAUAGGCGAUGAAAUUCCUUAAGAUUUUCCUGUUGCACAUAGGAGACAAUUGGUUCCUAGCAGCAGACAUCUUUUACCUUGCCAAUGAUUUGCAUGGGAUUAUAUAAAAACAUGAGGGCAUUAAGGAACUUUGUGGCCAAACAACCUGCAUAAUCUGUACCGUGAGGCAGAUUAGACAAGGACUCACAUGACUUGUUCUUAUUUUGCAUUACUUACAGCACUGGGAGUUGUAGUUGAAGCUCAGGGGGGGGUGGCCACUGGUGGCUCAUUCUUCAUUUUAACUAUAAGGUGGAGACGGCUGUGUCAUCUCUGCCGUUUCUGCUUCUAAAGGGAAUAUUAAAAAUUCAUGUGGAAAAAAAAAAAAAAAUCUUCCUUAAAAAGAGAUACAGGUUGGAUGUAUUAAAGACACCAUAGAAUAUUCCUUUCUGUAGAUUAAAAAACAGAUUAGGAGAUGAAUGGCCAAGCCCUUAAAUUGCUCAGACCUGAUCAAAAUGGAAUCCAGUAUUUCAAAUUCUGCCUUUCAUUACGGUGGACAGAUCAGAGGGACCAAGAGAUUCUAUACAAAUUAAUGAUUGUUCGGAGAUGUGACUUGUACGAAAUUCUUCUCUGUAGUGUCUUCUGGAAUGGCAAAUGUGAUAGUGGCCUUCUGAGUCAUUGAAUUUACAAGGCAAAAAGCCUUUGACUUAAUAAAGAGUGGCCCACCAAAGGAGACGGCUCCAAAUUUGCUCCAUUAGGGUGACCAUCAUAUUGGAUACAGUAGGACAACACUCUUUCUAAAAGACAGUCCUUCUGCUGUUUCUUUAAAAUUGUAGCAUGCCCAUUGCCGUAAAAGCCUUGAUCCUUGUAGUCCAAAACAGUCUGACAUCCCACCAAAAGAAGCCACAAUUUUGAACCAAAUGCAUGAUUUCCUACAAUUAUUUGCAAUCCACCUUCUAUUUACAGUAUGAGGGUAUAGCCAUGUGCCCAGAAUUAUUUCCUGUGUAUUUGUAUUUAAAGUGAUAGGUAGGGAUUGUAGUAGGCAGUAAACUGCCUGCCCUUAACUGAGACUUAGUUCGAAAGCCAUAUUAAAAGAAUCAGUUAUUUAUUACCACCAGGGGGCUACUGCCAGCAUUCUGCCAAGGCAAUGGGAGCCUCUGUAUCAGUACAAAUAACCAGUGAAUACAUCCCGUGUAUAUAAUCAUGUAAUGUAUAUACCUCAUCGAAUUAGUGCCCUUGAAUACCAUAUAUUUUUCCCCAAUUCCCCUCUACAGAUGUAUUUGGAUUGUACUGAAAGAAAAAAGUAUCACUUCCAAAACACCUCAUUACACCCGUUGUCUGACAGGACUUCUGCCUUAGGAGAGGGAGUAACUUUAAAGAAACUGUACCUUUAAGGAUUCAUUUAAAAGAUAAAAAAGUGUAUUUUUUAGGCAAAUAUUAAAAGUUGCUAUUUCAAACUGGGACUGAUAUCGAUACUGUGUUCUAUUUUUUUGUGUUACGUUUCAAAAGUGAAAGAUAUUGAAAAAAUACCUAUUUUAAUACUGUUGAAAGACAAAAUGCUGCAUGAAUUUAUUGUGAUUAGCUAGUAAACAAGAUAAACGUGAUAUAUAUUUAAAGAGAAACAAAGAGGUGAGAAUUCUAUUGUUCCCGUUAGGCUCCUCCCUCUCUCUCCCCAUUGGUGACAUUUCCUAGGUAUUUACAGAAUUUUGUCCAGUUUUGUUACCUUGAUGGACAACACUCCUGAGUCCUUUAUUUCUGGAUUGCGAAGGUGCAUUUUGUCUAUAAAGAAACAUUUGUGAUCAUUCAUCCUGCAUUAUAAGGGGCCUGUUUCCUGAGCAACUCUGCCCAUCAAUUGCUUUAAUUUUUCUUUUGUUUAUCAGAUUGAAUGCACCUUCAUGUGACUUAUAUAUAUAUAUAUAUAUUUUUUUUUUUACUGCUGCAAUGAUAUCUCUCCUCAACACCAGUGUUCCCUCUUGAUAUUGUGUUGUUACAAAACCAGCCUGUAGGGGAGUCGGAAAUAUCCUGCCUCCUAUUUACUGUAGGUACUCUGCUUUACUUGAAUAUCAGUAGAGUCCACAGGCUGCCAGGCCCUAUGGAAUACUUGUUACCAUGACACAUUGUUUUUCUGGUUGAGACAAUAUAUUGGGCAUAUAUAUAUAUAUGUUAACUAUAGCCUUGGCUGGAAUCCUGUAUUUAUGACCAUCGCUCAAUAAAAGUCACCCAGCAAUUUAA